CUUUAUAUAAUAUCCUUGCCAACGAGUAUACUGUGACAGUUCUCGAUUGGACAUAGGUAAAUCAAGGUGCAACGAAAAUGCCAGGGCAAAAUCGGUUCUUUGUGUUCACUAUAUUUUUGGUAGUUGUCCUUUCUAUUUUUCACUUAGGUGAGGCAUUGAAGUGUUAUAAUUGCAAUUCGGUGAUCAGUGCAACUUGUGAAAAAGAUCCGACAUCGGAGGAAGUAAUACCAUGUACGGAUGGAGCAUGUAUAACAUUUAGUAUCAACCCUCUUGGUAUAAAAGUCUUCACACGUACCUGCGGUUUUCGCGACUUCUGUAAACAUGCAGAUCCUCACCAGAUCCUAGAUUGUAAAGAAUGCAACACAGAUCUGUGUAAUGCUUCUGCUACCAAUGCAGUAUCAACCAUCAUAAUGAUAACCUCAGGAUUGAUUACGCUGUUAUGGACUAUUCAAUGAAUUUUAUAGAUUAUUUUUAUAAUUAUUUAAUCUUGUGGCUCGUUAUAUCAUAAUCUUUAAAAAAAAAAAAUGUUUUACAUUGUUGUUAAAAUGUGUAUUUUUGUUUUUAUAGCCAGCAAGUUUUUUAGCUCUAUAUCAUUUUAAUCCAAAUUAAUUAUUACAUUGGAUGUUAUGCGAAAGAUAAAUAUUGAAAUAAUUUUAUUAAAUGUGUUAUUUAA
Messenger RNA from Temnothorax curvispinosus, 673 nucleotides. RefSeq lists its product as uncharacterized. Bases 78 to 455 code for a protein of 125 amino acids. Gene Ontology annotation, biological process: positive regulation of voltage-gated potassium channel activity; regulation of synaptic transmission, cholinergic; sleep. The transcript is spliced from 3 exons. The record is from RefSeq and is a predicted model, not a curated record. Lineage: Eukaryota; Metazoa; Arthropoda; Insecta; Hymenoptera; Formicidae.